AUGGCCGACGAUGGAAUGCUUCUGAACUUCGCGGUUGGCGACCAACCGUGGGCUCCUAAAACUACAGCAUACAAGGGUGGCCGCUGGAAGGACCGAUUGACUGCGAAGAAGGCCUUGCAAUAUGGCCAGAACAAGACCAACCCGGAUUAUAAGAAGGAAAACGAUGCAAGGAACGACGUUCGAUCAGGCUCGAAUUCAGAACCCCGUCCCUUCAAGCGACAAAAGACCGACGGAGGCGAAUACAAGCCUACACAUACCACUGGCCGCACUGGUCCUAGAGACAGCAAUAACGCCCCACGACAACGUCCGAAGGAAGUCAUCUCGUCCCUGUUCACAUACAACCCAUCUGCCACGACCGCUCCUGUUGAAGAAGAGGAGGAAGCAGAAGAUGCAGAACCUAUACAGCCCUCGAACGCCCCCUUGAGCUCCGAACUCGACACAUUCACCUCUUUGGGCUUGUCCCCGAAUGUUGCUCGCCACCUGCUGGAAAAGAUGGGUAUCAAGGCUCCGACAGCUAUUCAGGCAAAGGCUGUUGCACAAUUGGUGAAAGACGACUCGGACGCUUUCAUUCAGGCAGAGACUGGUUCCGGUAAAACACUGGCUUACCUCCUUCCUAUCGUACAACGCCUAGUCACAAUGUCGGAGACUGCAAGGAAAGCAAAUGGAGGUACUGGUGGUCUUACACGAGACUCUGGAUUAUUUGCCAUCAUUCUAGCACCUACGCGAGAACUCAGCAAGCAGAUUUCCACUGUCCUCGAAUCAUUACUCGGAGCUGCACACUGGAUUGUCGCUGGAACCGUCAUUGGUGGAGAGAAGAAACAAUCCGAGAAGGCAAGAUUGAGGAAGGGUCUGAACAUUCUGGUAGCCACUCCUGGUCGUCUGGUUGAUCAUCUGGAGCACACUGAGAGACUGGAUGUCAGCAACGUAAGAUGGCUAGUACUGGAUGAAGGUGAUCGUCUCAUGGAACUUGGUUUCGAAAACGACAUUCAGAAGAUUGUUUCUUUGAUGAAUCUGCGUAUGCGAAAGGUACAGCAAACGCCCAUCCCUGGAUUACCCGAAAAGAGAACAACUGUUUUGUGUUCCGCAACCAUCAAGAUGGACGUCGAGAGACUGGGUAACAUCACGUUGAAGGAGGCUGUGUCAAUUUCUGCCGAGAAGCCUAGAGAUGCUGAAGACGCAGAGAAGAACGGUCAUGCAUUCUCAGCACCCGCUCAAUUGAAGCAGUCAUACGCUGUCGUUCCUGCCAAGUUGAGACUGGUCACACUUGCCGCCAUUCUUCGUCGGUCGUUUGCUAGAAAGGGAUCUGUCAUGAAGACCAUCGUGUUCAUGUCAUGCGCCGACUCUGUUGAUUUCCAUUUCGAAGUCCUGACGCGUGGUGGACAGAAGAAAAUUACUGGAUCGGAGGCUAAGGAGGAAAGGAAAAAGAACCCGGAAUUAUCUGAACUGGAUAAGAUGAAUCCAAUCACGACUGAGGCGAAGAAAGAAAAGGAGAAAGAAUUAUCAAACUACGAANAGAAGCUGGCUCCAGGCAAGAUCAGACAAGGAGGUUCGAUUGACGAUGCUUGCACUGAAGCCAUUUCACCAAUCAUUUCUGGCAAAGACAACGAUGUUUCCAUUUUCCGCAUGCACGGUUCGCUGCCUCAGAAUGUUCGUACAUCUACGCUCAAGGCUUUCACCAACAACAAGGAUGCUUCGGUCAUGAUAUGUACCGAUGUUGCUUCUCGUGGUCUGGAUCUUCCAAACGUUGACUUCGUCAUCGAAUACGAUCCCGCCUUCAGCAAAGACGAUCAUCUCCAUCGUAUCGGACGUACCGCUCGUGCAGGACGUGACGGUCGAGCCUUGAUCUUCCUUCAACCUGGCAACGAGGNNGAAGGAUACGUAGAUAUCUUGAAAGAAGAUCGAAGAGACGCAGGACACGGUCUCACUCGACACGAUGCUGUUGAGCUGUUGAAGAAGGGUCUAACACCAACUUCGGGCACGGUCUCUUCUGGUCGUGAGUGGGAAGAGAAGGCAACUGACUGGCAAUUGGAUGUCGAAAGAUGGGCUCUCGAGAACCCGAAGCAUCUCGAGCAGGCUCGCCGUGCAUACCAAAGUCACAUUCGAGCUUACGCCACCCAUGUAGCGGCAGAGAGAGAAAUCUUCAACAUCAAGACUCUUCACCUCGGUCACCUGGCUAAGGCGUUUGCGCUCAGAGACAAGCCUGGUAGCAUUAAGGUACCAGGUCUGCGUCCUGGCAAGGAUGACGCGAAGAAGUCCAAGGACUCUCGUCACAAGGCUAAUGUCAAGGGUGCAAAGAGUUCGGGCGAAAAGAGAUCUGCACCUGAUGGAGACGACGGUCCUCAGAUGACUGAUGCUCAGGAAGCAGCCAGAAUAAUGCGUGCAAAGACAAAGGCUAUGAUGGGUGGUGGUGCUUCUGAGUUCAACCUUGGCUGA
Aureobasidium musti is the source of this 2433-nucleotide messenger RNA. Lineage: Eukaryota; Fungi; Ascomycota; Dothideomycetes; Dothideales; Saccotheciaceae. The record is from the annotation of a GenBank genome assembly.